AUGGAAUAUUCCGAUGAUUCUGACUUCUACGGGGACGAGGAUAUGGUCAUGGACCUUAACAAGCGUGCACAAAACUUUGAUGUUCAGAGCUGGAUGCUUCAGCACCAGGAAAGCCCUGGAAGACCUGUCCCUCGAAAGAGCAUCGUUGCCGAAGCAUCACACCUUCACAAUCCCUAUGCUGGGGUAAAUUAUGCAUGGCAGCUUACCGAGACCGUAGAUGAGUUCCUCGCUCGUCUCCCACCCAAGACAACAGACAUCACGGAGGAUACGCCUUGGAUUUUUAUUUGCAAUCCGUAUAUCCCCCGUGUUGAGAAGUCUAUGGGGCAGAACCAAUUCAGCAAGGGUAAUGAAGAUGAAGCACCCGAGGAAGAAGGCAGCAAGACUGCGCUUGUCAUGGAAGGUGGCCUGGAGAGACUGGAACUUCUCUCGAAGUUCAAGGACGGACUGAACAAAACCAAUAAGGUCCUUGUAACACAAGAGCAAGAUAUGCGAAAAGAAAUCAAGAAAGCCUCAGACGACAUACUGCACCUGGCACACGCUGCCAAAGUCCGCGCUGGCAAGUGGAUGUUAUUCUGCACACCAGCAGAAGUAAACGACGUAUGGGAGAUUGUCGCAAAAGCGACUGCCAAAAACGAGCUUGGCAUUGCUGCAAAGGUUGCUCCCCGACCAGUCGAUGAGGAUUCUCGAAAAGAUCGACUCAUCUGCGUGUACACGACCGAUUUCGCAGACAAGGCCGACGUUGGCAGGGUUCUUCAGAAGCUGCGAGAGCUCAGAUUGGUUGAAGCUCGAGGAAGACCUAUCUACUAUAAGCCAGGGAUAUCCUCCGGGAAUCCCUGGGGUCUGAAAGCGUCGAUCUAUAAGUCGUCUGACAUCUUCCAGACCUGA
Molecule: messenger RNA, 885 nt
Organism: Fusarium redolens
Lineage: Eukaryota; Fungi; Ascomycota; Sordariomycetes; Hypocreales; Nectriaceae
Exons: 4
Coding region: 1-885 (294 amino acids)
Source: RefSeq, a predicted model, not a curated record